This is a messenger RNA of Pseudogymnoascus verrucosus, 4647 nucleotides long. RefSeq lists its product as uncharacterized. Gene Ontology annotation, biological process: intra-Golgi vesicle-mediated transport; early endosome to Golgi transport. The transcript has 4 exons. Lineage: Eukaryota; Fungi; Ascomycota; Leotiomycetes; Thelebolales; Thelebolaceae. The coding region runs from base 49 to 4647 and encodes 1532 amino acids. The record is from RefSeq and is a predicted model, not a curated record. Gene Ontology annotation, cellular component: TRAPPII protein complex.
AUACAGAUUGCCUCUAAGAUGAUCUGAUGCUCCCAAUAGCUGUCUGCAAUGGAACAGCCAUCUUCAAGCUCAAAGGUCACCGUUGAGUACUUCGACCCCUACAAUGUCUACGAGCUUCUCUCCCCCGGCCUCCUGGCUCGACUCCCCCUCCGAACACUACACUGGGAAUCCCACGCCGGCCCCCUAAGAUCCAUCCGCUCCCUGCACGUCGACCUCGUCCCCGCCGCCGACGCGCGCCCCCCCUCCUCCGCCAGCAGCCCCGAGCUCUCGCGCGUCAAAUCCAACGACUCCACCAUCAGCGGCGACGACGGCUUCCGCACGCAGCCCCUCGGGAAAUCAAGCAACGACCGCGAUCGCGAAGAAGGGAAGACGCCUGCUCCUCUCCAAGUCCCGGUGAAAGGGCGGCGUCACCAAAUCCCCGGCCUGAGACAGACGCCGUACCUCAAAGUCCUGCUCGUAAGAUGCGACGACAAUGAUACCUAUAAAGCGCAGGCUAGGAAACAGGUUCGCGAGUGGGUGAAGGCGCAUACGCCGCCGGCGCAGAGCACGGCGAAGCUUAGCGCGCAGGAGAAUCAUGAUGCGUUUGAGUACCUGAUUCUGCAUGUUAUUGUGCCGAACACGGCCGCGGCGACGCAGCCGCGCGUUAGUGCGAAGGGCGGGAAUACCAUCUAUGAGAAGCUGAAAGCGGAUUUUAAUGGCACGGCGAAGGCGCCGGUGGAUCGCGUCGCGCAGAUCAGGAUUGGUGUUAAUGAUGUGCCAUACGAUCGCCUGCCGCGAGUCGUACCCGCGAUACCGGGGUCGUAUACGGAAAGUGCGCAGGAGCACGAGGCGGCGUGGCAGGAUCUGAUUGCGAAGUUUAAGAAGCUGAUUUUGGACUCGUUUGAUAUGCGGGUCACGCAGUAUGAGGAUGAUAUUAAGGAGAAGGAUGCGCAGAGGGCGUUGCCGGGGUGGAACUUUUGCACGUUCUUUGUGCUGAAGGAGGGGCUAGCGAGGGGGUUUGAGAGUGUGGGCUUGGUGGAGGAUGCGCUGGUUGGAUAUGAUGAGCUUGCUGUGGGGCUGGAUGCGAUUAUUAGGGAGCAAGCUGCGACUGGGACGGGGGCUGAACAUGGCGGUUCGUUUUUGCCUUAUACGGACGACUUAUUCGGCCAAGUUGAGCAGGCCAAGAAGAGAAUCGCGAACGGGGAUGCUGUAGACCCGUCGGAUUCAGAAGACACUGUCGACCUCCAGAGCUCCGAUAAUGCUCAGAAGGCCGACCAAGAUGAGAUCCUCCUGAGUGCAGACCGGAAGCCGUACCGUGAACUUAUCUUGGCGAAUAACAUCUCGAUAUUCGACUUCCGAUGCUACUUGUUCGCUCGACAGCUCUCCCUGCUCCUACGCAUGGGAAAUGCCGUAUCAUCUAGAGAAGAGCUUCUGGCCAAGUUAAAGGAGCAGCGCGAAACAUCCCUUCUCGGAGUCGCUGCUCGGCAUCCACCGACCCAGGCGAACGAAGAGGGAGAGAACCUCGCUCUUCUGAGCGAGAUCUGUCGACGCUCUAUUAACUUCCUGGCAUCUAUAAGCAGGAUCAUGCGCGACGACAUUACAUCUGCUCUGUAUAUAUCGAAAGAGAAAAACCCUGACGCAAAGUCGAGUACAUCGGAGGAUCUAGCCACAGCCCAAGCUAUCGACAAUGUCGUAUCGUCGUUUACGUUUUCUGUUACCCAGCAAAUACUGGCUCAGACAGCAACGAAGGCGCUGCCAAUUCCUGCCUCUAACUUGGCACCAAUGAAUGCAACGGAUGGCCCUGACCAGGAGAAGGCAACUAUCCCAGAACCUAAAACUAUGAUGCACCCCGCAAGGUCCUCAUCACUCAUUACGAAUCCGCCACCAAGGGCGACAAGCCCUGGUGUAUUUCCGGGCCGAAGAGCCAGCUCGGCUGCAGUUGAUAGUAACGCCAGUGUCAGCUCCACGUUCUUAAAAGCCGGGCUUGAAGAUUUGGCUGCCGGCAGAGCUCAGAUUUACCUUCUCAGCCGAAUUGUCCUUGAACGACUUGGUAAGAAAAGAAAGUGGUCUGUGGGAUGGGAGGAGCUUCAAUCUUCAAACGUUGGAACUGGUGCUAUGGAAGAGGUUGAUCUGAACUCUGACUCUAAAGAAUCCCCGGACAAGUUAGAUAAAGGCACGCCAUCCCUUCAGGGGAUUGACAAUAAGCUUCUCCGAACGGCGCUGGAAACCCAGGAGGAUUUCAACCGACUGUAUGAGAUAUUAACGGAUAAAGCCCUGCGCCACUUUUCAGUGGCAGGACACACUCAGUCUGUGCAGGCGAAUAUGGCAGACCUUGCGGUUCUGAGAUAUCACCUGGAUGAUUAUGCUGGCGCAGCAUCAUAUCUAUACCGCAUAACGCGAUUCUACGGUGAAUCGGGAUGGGAGCAGAUCCAGAUGUCUAUGCUGGUGAUGUAUACCAGGUGCUUAAAAGAGCUUAAGCGGAACGACGAGUAUGUCAGGGUAGCUAUCAACCUUCUGGCUAAAGCUGCUGGUCAUGCGAAGAGCGAUUAUUUCCGAAAAUCUGGGGUUAAACUUGGCCACGAGGACGCACUGCAGGCCCUCGAAGAUGUAUCCGUUGAUGGAUAUCUGACGGAGCUGAUGACGAUUGUUCCUACUCUGCAGAAUGAUUUCGCCGUCUCAUUGAAGUACUUCUUUGCUCGCAUCGAAGUUGAGGGAGCUGCGAGGUACCAUGAAGGCCGUGAUAGCUUCUCUAUUCAGCUUAAACUUCGGUACCUUCUUCCUGAUGACCUGCAUAUUGACAAGGCAAAGGCUCGGUUGGUACCAGUUACGGCGGGACAGGCUCGAGAUAUAUGGCUUGAUUUACAGGAACCUAUGGAUUUGAAGCCUGGGAUUAAUAGGCUACAAUUCCAGAGCAACGUUACUAUUCCUGGGACGUACGUCGUUAAGCAACUCGUGCUAUAUUCGUCAAAGAUGGUAAUGUCUUACGAGACCGAGAGUGCACCGCCAGCCAUGACACAGAGCAUGGAUUUCUUCAAAUGCCCCCGCAUCCGUCUAUACCAACGCGCAGACUCAUUUGACGUCAAGAUGGCCGCCUCCCAAAAUCUGCACCUGGACCGCCAAAGGGCUCUCGAGGUUACAUUCUCAUCCGGCUGGAACGAUGUCGCUAGUGGCGAGAUCCAUGUCCGCGCCGCGACAGCAGGUCUCCGCCUACAAACUGCAGAGACGAAAGUGCUCGAUGGCGAACUUGAGAUCAUGAAGAAAUCGAGUCCAGGGGUUAUUCGCUUUGGGGCUUUACCUGCGAAUUCAACCGUUAAGCUUAGCUUGCCAUUUAGUCUUGAGCAGGAGACAAGUACGCUAGCGCUUAAGGUUGAAAUGUCGUACACGGUGGGCAAGGAAGUCUUCUUCCUCGCAUGCAGCCCGACUAUCUCGGUGCUGUUACCUCUCGGCGUCAAUGUGCAGGAUGUAUUCAAGCGGAAGGCGCUCUUUUCGAAGUUUACAAUCUCAUCCGCCACAACCAAUCCUCUACGACUUCUCAGCUCAAGUCUCUCAGAAUCAGAUAUUUACGAAGCCUGCAGUGGAGACGAAUUCAUGGACUCAGUAGUCAUCUACCCCCGCCAGUCCGCGUCACUCCUCUACCGAAUCAACCGCAGAAAGACACCCAUCAUCCCCUCCGGCGGCAAGAAAAAGCAAGUCUCCUCCCUACAACUGAAGCUCCACUACAUCUGCCUCGAAGAAGAAAUCGACUCCGCCAUCACCACCGCCCUAACCACCUCCCUCAAAACCACCCCUCUCCACCAAUACACCCGCCUCAUCAUCCCCGCCAUCCUCUCCGUCCUCCACUCCCGCCUCUCCGCCUACGACCUCGAGCGCGCCGCCCUCCUCGGCGAACUCCUCACCUCCACCCUGCUGGACACAAACUGGUCCCCCUACUUCGGCGGUCUGCACACCUCCUCCCAGCAACCCACCGACGUAAUAACGCAAAUAGCGACUUGGAUCCGCGAAUUCCACGCCGCGCACCCGUUCAUCCCGCUUCCGCCUUUGGUCAUCACAGCGGAUACUAUAGCGCAGAGCCGCUCUAUCACCAUCCCUGUCGCUGUACCGUCUAUAACAGUCGUCCACACCGCGGAUUUGCAACUCACCACCCCCUCUCCCCACGGCGCGGAGACUACCACCGACGACGAGCUCGUCGCUGUCACUAACCAACCCAUCCCAGCCACCUUAGUCCUAAAACACACCCGCGCCUGGGACAACCCCGACUCCCCCCACCGCGCCACAGAACUGGCAUUCACAUACGAGCUCAGCGCGCCCUCAGACACCUGGCUCCUCGGCGGGCGUCGCAAGGGGGGUUUCAAGAUCCCCGCCUCCGGGUCUGCGCCGCCGACAACACUACGGUUCCCCGUUCUCCUCAUCCCGCUACGCGAAGGGUACUUGCCGUUCCCUAGUUUGGAGGUUAAGGCUGUGCCGGUGGUGGGGGAGAAGAAGGGAGAGGGGAAGAAGGAGGGGGAGAAGGGGGAGGUGGGGAAGAAGGAGGAGGAGGUGAGGGUGACGAGUGAGUGCGAUUAUGGGAAUGUGGCGAUGCUGGUUAGGGUUUUUAGUGAUGCGUUUAAGACGACGGUUAGUUUGGAUGCGAGUGGGCCGCAGGGAGGGGCGUGGUUGUUGGAGAUAUGA